This is a messenger RNA of Pyrenophora tritici-repentis Pt-1C-BFP, 1320 nucleotides long. RefSeq lists its product as uncharacterized. NCBI's taxonomy places the organism in Eukaryota, Fungi, Ascomycota, Dothideomycetes, Pleosporales, Pleosporaceae. The record is from RefSeq and is a predicted model, not a curated record.
AUGACACACAACACGGCCUCGAGACGGCAGUCGUUCAACCGCCGCUCGUCUGGCUAUUCGCCCAUAACCCCGCGCUCCUCGCAGGACUUUGACCAUGAAUCAACCCACCAAUUCGACGGCGGCGGAGACGGCAAUGGCCUUGGCAACCUGGCCGACGAACUCGGCGAAGUGUGGGACGACGACGAAGAGGCCCUGGACGGCGACUACGGCGACGACGUCGACGCUUCGCACGACGACUUGGCGCACAUUGGCACCGCGGUAGAGCACGACGGCUCCUAUGGCGUCGAAAGCGCUGCCAGUAUCAACGGCGUGCGGGACAGCGGCGUGGCCAUGCAGGACUCGUCGCCCGCCGGCCUGAGCCCAGAGUCGGCGGUCAAAACACGGAAACACGCGCGGGCACGAUCGCUAUACGACGGCUCCGACUAUGGCGACGACUCUGACCUGGAGAAUGAGGGUAUUUCACCCGCGCUCGAGUCGAGAAUGGCGGCUAUAGAGAGCCUGGUACGGCGAGGCAUAGAGGAAAACGGGAGCGCGUCGGAUGAAGUUGUCAAGAGAGUGACCAAGCAACUCCAAAACUUGGGUAGUCAGAUUGCGAUAGAGAAUGGGGCGACCAGAUUGAAGACUGCCCAUGAUGCCUUAGCAACGCACCUGACCCACCAGUCUCGCAGUCUAACCUCACUCUCGGCCUCCUUCUCUGGCCCACGCCCCAUUCUACCCGACCCAGACACGAUUGAAGAACUUCUGCCCCUGAUCCAAUCCACGCUGGAGUUACUCCCCUACCCAUCCACCGAGCCGCUGGUCGCCAUAUCCCACCUCACACACUCGAACCGCGAGCUCCUGCAACAUCUCGCAAACGUCAGCGACACGCUGCACAUGUCGCGCCAAACCACGGCGACGGCUACACGGAGACUGAAAGUCAGCACCGAACAGCUCCAGGACUGGAAGCGCGAAUCCGACAAGACCAAAGAGGGUCAGGACUACAUUGAACACGGCGACUGGGAUCGCCGGCUCAAGGAGAGGGAGGCCAAACGCGCGUGCGCCAGUGUGUUGGACGGGUUUGAAGACGUCUGUGGGAAAUGGAGGAAGAGGCUGUGCGAAGGCUUGGGCGUGGCUAGCCAAGACUUUCCCGACGAGAACGCUCCUCCUGCGCCUUCAUCUCACUUCUCCCAUUCGGCUAAACUGGCAGAACGACCAAAGAACCAAGAAAGAGCGGCGACACCGAAUUUCUCCCGCAGCGGUAAUAUCAUUAAAUCGCCGAAGAAGAACUCGCGUAUCAGUACGGAUUCCAUGUUUCCCGACUCGGCUGUUGAGAUGAGAUGA